Messenger RNA from Paraphaeosphaeria sporulosa, 1432 nucleotides. RefSeq lists its product as uncharacterized. The coding region runs from base 371 to 1432 and encodes 353 amino acids. The transcript has 2 exons. Lineage: Eukaryota; Fungi; Ascomycota; Dothideomycetes; Pleosporales; Didymosphaeriaceae. The record is from RefSeq and is a predicted model, not a curated record.
AGCUGAUAGCAUGCGAUUACCACGGCCAUGCCACGCAAGCCGAGUUUCAGGGCUGUGCCGCACGGAAAUCGAGGGUGUUGGUUUCGGGACCGGAUAUAGUCUGAGUGAUACAGGUUAUCGGAGGAAGAGAGAGUCGGAAUCUUGAUCUCAUCGUCUACAGGAGCUGCUCACACCAAUGGGCGUAUCUUGCCACCUGCGUCAAGAGCUAGGAUAUAGCAUGGAAAGAAACCGAUGAUCUCUGCGUAGUGGUGGACGAUGUAGAAACCUACGCCUUUAACAUCUUCGCCAACGGCAUUCCGCUCGUGGACUAAAUCGUGGAACAUGCACUGACCGAAUCGUGGACCGCUAUGAUGUCAAUUAUGCAUUUAACAUGCUCCCUGAGCCAACCUCGAUCCUCCAAUUGAUCAUGGAUGCCGAAUUAUCGCUGGUCUACUCGCGUGAGGAGAAGAGGAAGCAAACCUUCGGGUGGGGAAAGAAGGAUGGUGAUCUACCGGAUGACUUCUGGGCGCGCGUUAUUAAUGCCUUGGCUUGUGACAACCUCUGGGAGAACAUGGUGCAUCUAGUGAUCGGAUCUGAGGCAAAGCCGUAUCGAUUCUUCAAGAACGUCCUCUGUGCACACUCUCCCGUGCUAGCGUCCCUGAUUGACCAGGGUGAAGGUGGCAUAGACUGUGUCAUAGACAUGAAGAAGUGGAGCGUAGGCAGCUUCCGCAUCUACGCACACUGGGCGUUCUCGAAGCGCCUUCCAGAGGACCACCGCGAGUGGUGGCACGUAAUGCUUCAAGACCACAAGAUCGGGGAGCUCUGCCUCCUCGAGCGACUACAAGCCUGCGUGUUUGGUCGCGAGAUGGGUAUGCACGCAUUCGCGAAUGCGUGCUACAACUCCUACGUGACCGCAGCUCGAAUCUCCAAGCUACCGCCGUCGUACGAGGCCAUUGCAUACGCCUUCGAAAAUAUUUCGAAGAACGACAAUCUACUAUCCUUCCUCGUAGAUAUGUACGUGUUUCACACGCGGGUGACCCGAUCUCAGGCUUCGGGUGGCAGCAGCGGCACCAGCAACGACAAGUACACUGGAACCCAUUCUGCGACUCGGUCUCAGACUUUUGCCAAGGCCAUGACGCCCAAGGACUUGCCUAAGGACUUCCUUGUGCGUGUGAUGCAGAAGACGCAGGAGAUGGCGCAGGGAACUUUUGCUGGUGUCAUGUAUGCAUGUGCUUACCACAUCCAUCCCAGUGAUGAAGAGAGGAAUGAAUGCCCAUCAUACAUCCUCGACAUCAAGGAUACACCCUUCCGCCUUCUCGGGGAUGCGGUCGUCAAGGCUCUUGCUGAGACGCGCCAGAAGACCACGCAUGGCCUCGCGGAUGCUGUCUUCCGCGUGGCACAGUUGGUAACAGUCCCGGCCAAUUUCAACAAUGGGCAACUUCUCGUCGAUUAG